Molecule: messenger RNA, 1558 nt
Organism: Arachis ipaensis
Lineage: Eukaryota; Viridiplantae; Streptophyta; Magnoliopsida; Fabales; Fabaceae
Product: putative choline kinase 2
Biological process (GO): phosphatidylcholine biosynthetic process; phosphatidylethanolamine biosynthetic process
Cellular component (GO): cytoplasm
Molecular function (GO): choline kinase activity; ethanolamine kinase activity
Source: RefSeq, a predicted model, not a curated record
CUCAUCACGUUUUCUCUCUUCAUCAACAACGAGGUCAUUGGUCGUUGGUCAUCAACCAUUGACCAUUGACUAUCAUAACAUUGCCCUAGCAAGUUAUUCCUCCAGGGCUUCAUAUUGGAAUCGUACGUUCUAUAAAGAUUAAUAGCACGCACCUUUUUUACCUUUUGAAAUUAAAAGAAUUGUAAAAGUUUAUAAAGAUUAGCAAUGGGAGCAACAAAUGAAGAUUUUUAUGCGAAAAGCCCUAUAAACAAGGUAGAUUAUCUUCCUAGAGAGGCAAAAGAAAUAUUGAAAUCAUUGGCAAGUAAAUGGAAGAAUGUACUUGACCCAAAUGCAAUGGAGGUUAUCAAUCUGAAAGGGGCAAUGACAAAUGAGGUUUUCAAAGUCAAAUGGCAAACACCAACUGGGGAAACUUCACAAAGGGUUCUCGUUAGAAUGUAUGGCGAGGGCACCGAAAUUUUCUUUAACCGAGAUGAUGAGAUUCGAGCAUUCGAAUGCAUAUCCAAAUCUGGAUAUGGCCCUCGUUUGCUUGGCAGGUUUGCAAAUGGCCGAAUUGAAGAAUUCAUCAAUGCCCGGACAUUAUUAGCAUCAGAUCUACGAGAUCCAUCUAUUUCUGCUCUUAUAGCUAUCAAGAUGAAAGAGUUCCAUGAUCUUAACAUGCCAGGACCAAAGAAGGUUCACCUUUGGGAUGUAUUGCGGAAGUGGCUUGUUGAAGCAAGGAAACUAGCUUCCCCUGAAGAAGUUAAAAUGUUUCAUUUGGAUGCAAUGGACAACGAAAUUUCACUUUUGGAAGAGAGAUUAUCAACUACUCACCAAAAAAUAGGGUUUUGCCACAAUGAUCUACAAUAUGGUAACAUAAUGAUUGAUGAAGAGACCAAAUCCUUGACUUUAAUAGAUUAUGAAUAUGCAAGUUAUAAUCCUAUAGCAUAUGAUAUAGCAAACCACUUCUGUGAGAUGGCUGCUAACUAUCAUACAGAAACACCUCAUAUUCUCAACUACAAGAACUAUCCUGAUUUGGAAGAACGUAGAUUAUUCGUUGAAACGUAUUUGAGAUCUUCAGGUGAAGAACAAAUUGAUAGCAAAGUGGAGCAACUACUUGAUGAUAUUGAGAACUUUACACUUGCAAAUCAUCUAUUCUGGGGAUUUUGGGGAAUAAUUUCGGAGCAUGUAAAUAGUAUUGACUUUGACUAUAAAGAAUAUGCAAAUCAACGGUUUCAAGACUAUUGGUUGAGGAAACAAUACCUUAUGAGUUCUCCUGCAUCAUCCCAUGAUUUAUCUGCUAAAGGUAAGAGGAAGCAUUAACGCCAACUAUGAAAGCAACCCCAACAAAAAAAUCAAAUGGACUUGGAAAGUUGAAGAAAAUGUUUAGUGUUAACAAGUCAAAAUAACAGAGCCCUCAUCAUAAGUGAUGAUAUACAUUGUAGAAGGGACAAAUUUUAUGAGCCCUCAUAUGUAUUUUUGCAUUAGUACUUUUCCUAAAAAUUGUUUGGAUAUUAUUUGAUUCUUUUCUGUAAGUCUGUUUAUUUUUGUAUUGGACAAGUAUUAUUUUUGUCCCUGCUAU